AUGGGCAAGCUCAUCGCCCUCGAGCUCAACAAUUUCAAGUCCUACAAGGGCCACCAUGUCCUUAACUUCGGCGAUAGCUACUUCACCUCCAUCAUCGGCCCCAAUGGCUCCGGCAAGUCCAACUCCAUGGACGCCAUCUCCUUCGUCCUCGGCAUCAAGUCUUCGCAUUUGCGAUCCACCCAUCUCCGCGAGCUGGUCUACCGCGGGCGCGUCCUGAAGCACUCCAAGAUCAACGCCGACGGAACGGCAACCGAUGAUGUAAAUGGAGACGCCAACGGCGAUGCUGAGGCAGGCGCGUCAGACGACGAGGAUGCUGAAACGCAGGCCAGCACUCAGCGCAACGAUCCUGCGACAGGGUGGGUCAUGGCUGUCUACGAGGACGAUGCCGGCGAGGAGCAACGAUGGAAGCGGAGCAUCACCUCGUCCGGCUCCAGCGAGUACCGCAUCAACAACCGCGUCGUCACCGCGAAGCAAUACAAUGAGGCGCUGGAAGCGGAGAACAUCCUUAUCAAAGCGCGCAACUUUUUGGUCUUCCAGGGCGACGUCGAAUCCAUAGCAAACUCGAACCCUAUCGAGAAGACGCGUCUCAUCGAGCAGAUCAGUGGCUCAGUGGAGUACAAGGAGGAGUACGAGCGAUUGAAGGUGGAGAAGCAGAACGCGGACGAAGAGCAGGAGUACCGCCUGAAGCAGCGUCGCGCGAUCAACGGUGAGAUUCGGCAGUUCAAGGAGCAGAAGGAUGAGCUGGACAAAUACGAGGGGAUGCGCGAGGAGAAAGACCAAGCUGUUGUCACUCAUGUCCUCUGGAAGCUGUUUCACUUCCAACGAACCAUCGAAGACAGCACUGCUGAAAUCCAGAAGCAUCAGCAGGAACUGAAGGAAUUCCGCCGGACUGUCAAGAAGCACGAAGACAAACUUGCCGCAGCGCAGAAGGAGCACGCUGAGAUCGGACGUAAUGUCAGUCGUGCCGAGCGAGACAUCAAGCGCAAAGAGAAAGAAAUCCAAGAAAAGGAGAACGCGCUUGUUCCGAUCGAUGAGAAGCUGGACAUCUCCAACAAGAAUCUCUUGGCGCAUCAGAGGAAGAUUGCCGAGUUCACCAAGGAGCGAGAGUCGCAGGAGCAGACCGAGAAGCAACUUUCGAGCAAUCUGAAGAAGACGGAAAAGGCUCAAAAGCAUUGGGAGGACCAAUUUAAAGCCCAGCAGCAGCAGGCUGGACGAGAGCUGAGCGAUCAAGAUCUGCAAGAGUACCAACGUCUGCGUGGCGAGGUGUACAAGCGAUCUGGACAGGACCAGAUCCAGGUCGACCAGCUGGCACGCCAACUGAAAACGGAUGAAGAGACCGUCAACAGCCUCAAGUCAAAGGUCGACAGCACACAAACUCAAGUCAACGCUCUGGAAGCAGAAGUCGGCGGUCUGCAGGAGCGCAGAGGAGAGCACACUGCGGCCAUCAAGUCUACCACGAAGGACAUCGCGGCGAAGAAGAAAGCUGUCAACGCUCUCGCUAGCGAACGGGAGCGCACCAGACAGAAACAUGACGAGCUGGACGAGAAGCUGCUCACGGUACUCCACAAGCUUAAUGAUGCUCAAAGCGCCCAGCGCGAGUCUCGCAGGGAGCAGCAGCAGCGUGAGAUGGUCAGCCAACUUAAGCGUCUCUUCCCUGGUGUCAAGGGUAUGGUGCACCAGCUGUGCCGCCCCAAGCAGAAGAAGUAUGAGACUGCCAUCAGCACUGCGAUGGGCCGUCACUGGGACGAUGUCGUCGUGGACUCGCAGAAGACGGCGCAGAGCUGCAUGGACCACUUGAAGGAGCAGCGGCUGAGCAGGAUAACUUUCGUGCCUCUCGAUACGAUCAUCCACGAACAGCGAAAUGCGAACCUGCGCGGUAUUGCUCAGGGUGUGCGUCUGGCCAUUGACACUAUCGACUACGAUAGCAACUACGAGCGCGCUAUGACUUAUGCGUGCGGCAAUGCUCUGAUCACCGACACCCUCGCUACCGCCCGCCAGCUCUGCUACGAGCGUGGCGUCAACGCGAAGGCCGUCACCUUGGAUGGCACGGUCAUCCACAAAGGCGGCAACAUGACUGGUGGCGAAGAUCCGACCGACCGUAAGCGUCGCUUCGAGGAAGCAGACGUCGACAAUUUGCGAGCACUGGCGGACAAGUUUAAAGCUGAUAUCGAGGCACUGCCGAAGGGGCAUAAAGAGCGCGUCGAGGAAGAGCAGCUGCAGAGCGAGCUGAACGGGCUCGAGGCGAAGAUGAAGUACGCGCAGGAUGAAGUCAAGGCUCUUGAUCGGAAUAUCGAGUCGAAGACGAAGGAGCUGCAGCAUGUGCAGAGGCAGUUGAGGGAGGUGCAGCCCAAGUACGAGGAUCAAGCUGGUGGUGUCGAGACUCUGAGGCAGCAGUUGAACGAAAGCAAGGGCAGCAUUGAAGAUGUGGAGGAUGAUGUAUUUGCUGCGUUCUGCCAGCGGCUGGGAUACGAUAGCAUUCGCGACUACGACAGGCAGCAGGGAUCUAUGCAAGAGGAGAAGAUCCAGAAGGAGAAUGAGUUCCGGGUGCAAUGUUCGCGUCUAGAGAACUCUCUGCAGUUCGAGACACAGCGGCUGGUGAGCACGAGGAAGAGGAUUGCGGAUGAGCAGAAGAGGAUGGAACGGGAUCAGCAGCUUGUAGAAGAGCUGGAGGCGCAGAAGGAGGAGUUGGGUGGUGAGCUUGAUGAACUCAAUGCCGACGUCGAGCAAUUGAACGAGCAGCUGGCAGAGGUCAGGCAGGAGUACGAUCAGCGAGCAGAGAAGGUUAGCGAGGCGAGGAGGGAGGUACAGAAGAGACAGAAGUCGGUCGAUGCAACGCUGAAGGCUGUUGCGGAAGCAGAGGGCGAGGCGCAGGCAGCUUCAACGAAACGCUACACUACUCUUCGCCAAUGCAAGGUCGAGAACAUCGACCUCCCCCUCGAAGAAGGCAGCCGCAAGCUCGACUCCCUCCCCCUCGGCGAGGGUCUCCUAGGCGAAGACGAGGACGCCAUGGACGUCGACGGCGAGGAAGCCGGCCAAACCAACGACUACGGCAUUUACCUCGACUUCACCUCCCUGGACGACGACCUCCAAGAAGACACGACGGACGAAAUGGAGACCACGCUCCUCGACAAAAUCGCCUCCCUCACCACCACCCUCGACAAAAUGGCCCCCAACAUGCGCUCCGCCGAGCGCCUCACCACCACUCACGACCGCCUGACCGCUACGGAGCGCGACUUCAACGCCUCCCGCUCCGCCGCGCGCGCCGCGACCAAAGCCUUCGAGCGCGUCCGCAAGCAGCGCGCCGACCUCUUCAACCGCGCGUACACGCACAUCGCCGAGCAGAUCGGCACCAUCUACAAAGAACUGACCAAAACCCUCUCCUUCCCCCUCGGCGGGCAAGCGCACAUGAGCCUCGAAGACGACGACGAGCCCUACCUCGCCGGCGUCAAGUACCACGCCAUGCCGCCCCUAAAACGGUUCCGCGACAUGGAGCACUUGUCGGGUGGGGAGAAAACCAUGGCCGCGCUCGCGCUGCUCUUCGCGGUCCACACGUACGCGCCGUCCCCGUUCUUCGUCCUGGAUGAGGUGGACGCGGCGCUGGAUAAUGCCAACACGGCGCAGCUGGCCAACUACGUAAGGGAGCACGCGGGGCCGGGGAUGCAGUUUGUGGUUAUUAGUUUGAAGACGGGGUUGUUUCAAAAUUCGGAGACGUUGGUCGGGGUGAUGCGGGAUCAGGGGGUUAAUUCUUCGAGGGUGCUGACGCUUGAUGUGAGUAUUUCUUCUUCUCUUGGCUUUAUGGGGUUGGGUGUGGUUGCUAAUGUGGUUUUGGCAGUUGCGGAAGUAUCAGGCUGUUGCUUGAGCGUGACGAUGGAAAGGGAAAAUGGGAAGGAGGAGAUAGGUGCUGGCGUUCUGUGCGCUUCUUACGGGAAGAAUAUCGCUGUGCCGCGCAGAAUGGACGUCGUAGUGGCUUCACAGCUUUACUUGCUUCGAGACGUCCAUACCGUGGAGCCUGGCGCUUUCUAUGGGAAAGCUCGCUGUGGCAUGCAAACAUCGACGCCUCCGCUUUGCGGUCUUGCUUUGACAAUCUACAGAGUGGCGCGUACAUGA
Messenger RNA from Saxophila tyrrhenica, 4107 nucleotides. RefSeq names its product Structural maintenance of chromosomes protein 1B (gene SMC1B). Lineage: Eukaryota; Fungi; Ascomycota; Dothideomycetes; Mycosphaerellales; Extremaceae. Gene Ontology annotation, molecular function: DNA binding; protein binding; ATP binding. Gene Ontology annotation, cellular component: chromosome; cohesin complex; nucleus. The record is from RefSeq and is a predicted model, not a curated record. Gene Ontology annotation, biological process: sister chromatid cohesion. The coding region runs from base 1 to 4107 and encodes 1368 amino acids. The transcript has 2 exons.